AUGAUAUUUUUCAAAAUUCUAAUCUUUCUGCUAUUCAUUCAAUCCAUCAAACCCAAUAAUGUAAUAAUUAGAAAAUUACAAAACGAGGACGUGCAUAAGCAUGAAAUAAGAUUUCAAUUAAAACAACUAUUCUACAAAGUGGAUCGAGAGAAUCGAUUUGAUAACUGUAUUCUCAUUGGACGUGAAUUUACCAUUAAGGAUGUAUUGGUUCCUGAAGUCUUACAGAAAAAUAUGGGAAAGUCGGUGCUAAUUCAAACCUUCGUACGUCAAUUUUGUAAUGGCUGCCUUAAAUUGAAUAAAAACUUUUUGAUUUUCAUCUAUUGGCAAUAUGGGGAUGAGGACAGAUAUGUUAGCUUUUUAUCGCGGGUUUUACAAUAUAAGCUACAAAAUCGCAUUAUUCUAUUGGCGGAACAUAUGUCUCAGGCUUUUGCCAGCAUCGUUGUGUGGCACAUGUUUAAGGCAUGCUCCAAACAGAAAAUAAUUAAUGUCAUCGUUUUGCUGGGAAAUUUCUAUGAAGAUCCAGUAUUCUACGCAUUCGAAAUGUUUCCUGAAUUCGAAGUGGUUACGAAAAGCUUUGGUCAUGAUGUUGGCAACAAUGUUGAAUUCUUUCCCAAUAAAAUGGCAAAUUUGUAUGGUCAUAAAAUUCGAACAUAUCCCGAUCAAAUGAUACCUCGAUCAGCUUUACAUCGCAAUCAAUAUGGGCAGGUUGUAAUGAAGGGUUAUGUGGUGAGUUUUCUCGAAGCAUUUGCCCAGCAAAUCAACGGCUCCCUGUCAUGGCCUCUGUUCCUGCAGGAGGAUAAACCGGUAUUCUAUCAAAACAUAUUCGAUUUGGCCCAAGCUGAUCGCUUCGAUAUACCAGCAGCAUUGGUUCCAGCACUCCACGCUAAUAGUUCAAGGAUAAUGUCUCACUCGUAUGAAGUCAGACCCUGGUGUAUUAUGGUGCCGAUCGAGAAGCCGCAUAGCUAUAAGGAAUUUAUAUACCGUUCGAUGAAUCUACAUUUUUUUCUAAGUUUCAUAUUAUUGAUGUUGGUGUUGUCUAUUAUCCUAGAGCUGGGUAUGAAAAUUUUACAUUUGCAAAGAAACGAACAAUACUCAAUUACUUUGGAUAAACUUAUUCUGAAUACCAAAGUGUUUAGGGGAAUAUUUGGCUGGUCGUUUAAACUACAACCCCAAGCAACGAAAAGUUUAAAAAUAUUAUAUACCGUACUAUUUGUACGAGGUCUACUUGUCACCGUGCAAUUUUCAGCAAUUCUGCAAUCCUUUCUCACACAUCCUCUUACGGUACCAAUCACAAAUUUCCAAGAACUUCGGGCCGCCAAUUUAAAAGUUGUGAUCUUCAAAAAUGAUUUGGACUUCAUUAAACAGAGUCGCGGAUACAACUAUAAACGCUUUCUGCCCGGACUGGAAAUUUACUCUGACUAUGAGAAAUAUCGGCGUCUACAUUCCUCAUUCAACACCUCCUACGCCUAUCCAGUCCAUUAUGCGCAAUGGUAUAUUUACAGUACCCAGCAGAGGAGUUUCUCAAAGCCAUUGUUUCGUUUGAGCAGAAUGUGUCUGCCCAAUAUGGGCAUUACGGGCUUUGUAUUGCCUCAGAAUUCGUUGUACCUACAACCGUUAAAUAAAUUCAUUAUUCGAGCCAAUGAAUUUGGUUUCAACGAAUAUUGGCUACGUCUCAGUUAUAUUGAAUUGAAAAGAAUUG
Molecule: messenger RNA, 1699 nt
Organism: Musca vetustissima
Lineage: Eukaryota; Metazoa; Arthropoda; Insecta; Diptera; Muscidae
Exons: 1
Source: RefSeq, a predicted model, not a curated record